Racocetra persica is the source of this 149-nucleotide messenger RNA. The record is from the annotation of a GenBank genome assembly. NCBI's taxonomy places the organism in Eukaryota, Fungi, Glomeromycota, Glomeromycetes, Diversisporales, Gigasporaceae.
ACUCAACAUGGUAUGACACAACAACAACAGAAAUUAUACCUAUCGAGCUAGAGAAUAUAAUCAAAGAAGCACCUAACACAAAGGCUACUGGACCCUCAAAGAUAUCAAAUGAAAUGCUAAAACAUCUUGGCCCUCAAGCAAAAACAUGA